This is a messenger RNA of Hyphopichia burtonii NRRL Y-1933, 1155 nucleotides long. RefSeq names its product GTPase-activating protein (gene SEC13). The transcript has a single exon. Gene Ontology annotation, biological process: positive regulation of TOR signaling; COPII-coated vesicle budding; protein import into nucleus. The coding region runs from base 157 to 1044 and encodes 295 amino acids. Gene Ontology annotation, molecular function: protein binding; structural molecule activity. NCBI's taxonomy places the organism in Eukaryota, Fungi, Ascomycota, Pichiomycetes, Serinales, Debaryomycetaceae. The record is from RefSeq and is a predicted model, not a curated record. Gene Ontology annotation, cellular component: COPII vesicle coat; nuclear pore outer ring.
CAAACUUUCAGUGAUAAAGAUAAUCUGCGAGAAGCAAGAAAGAGAGAACAAGUUUUGAAAGAAAAAUAGAAGUUCCAACAUUCUUUGCAAGCAAACAAAUCUCUGAAUUUUCAAUUACAACAGUUAAUCAAAGAUAAAUAUAGUCAGGAAUACAAUAUGGUCACAAUUGGCAAUGCACAUGAUGAUUUGAUUCAUGACGCCGUCUUGGAUUAUUAUGGUAAAAGAUUAGCCACUGCUUCUUCUGAUAAAACCAUCAAGAUCUUUGAUAUUGAGGGAACUCAAGAAUAUAAAUUGGCUGAAACUUUGGUCGGUCAUGAAGGUCCAGUUUGGCAAGUUGCCUGGGCUCACCCUAAAUUCGGCUCCAUAUUGGCUACUUGUUCAUAUGAUGGGAAAGCGUUGAUUUGGAAAGAGCAACCAGAAACUCAACAAUGGUCUAUUAUUGCUGAACAUAAAGUGCAUCAAGCAAGUGUUAACUCUGUAAGCUGGGCUCCUCAUGAGCUUGGUGCAGUAUUAUUAUGUACCUCUUCAGAUGGUAAAGUGUCGGUUGUUGAUUUUAAAGAAGAUGGUACUACUUCUCAUGUUAUAUUCGAUGCACAUGCCAUAGGGGUGAAUUCUGCUUCUUGGGCUCCUAUAAAUACCUCUGGUAAGGAUUCUCAAAAUGAGCGUAGGUUUGUUACAUGUGGAUCUGAUAACUUGGCUAAAAUCUGGAAGUUUGACUCUUCCUCCAAUACCUAUGUUGAAGAAGCUAAAUUAGAAGGACAUACAGAUUGGGUACGUGAUGUCUGUUGGUCUCCUUCAGUCUUGAUCAGAAGUUAUAUUGCUACUGCUUCUCAAGACCGUACCGUUUUGAUUUGGUCUCAAGAUAAUACAGGCAAAUGGCAAAAGCAACCAUUAACUUCAGAAAAAUUCCCCGAUGUUUGUUGGAGAGCUUCUUGGUCCUUAUCUGGUAACAUUUUAGCUGUUUCCGGUGGUGAUAAUAAGAUCAGUUUAUGGAGAGAAAAUUUACAAGGUAAAUGGGAAUCUGCUGGUGAAGUUGACCAAUAAAUGUACUAUAUUUGAUCUCCAGUAAUAUGGGAGCAAUUCUUCUAAUGACUUCAAAAUUUAAAACAUAAAAAUAAAAAAAAAAUUGAAAAAAAUCAAAAUCAAAGAUUAAAC